AUGGAAGACGUUCCGGAGGAGUUUAAAGCAAACUGGACGGAUGAAAUCCGACUGAGCGAGCAGGAGGACUCGAGGUUUAAAGAUUUGUAAGUUCAAUAGCUGUCAGAUGAUUGUGCAAGUCUAGAAGACUACUGUAGCUCAGGGAAGUGUGUUCCGUUUUAGAUCUCAAUGUGAAGUGGAAGAUUGGAACCAGAAGACUAUCGACAUCAUUCCCAAACAAUCGGUUCAUAGACAAUGGAUUGAUAAGGGUCGAUUCUCCCGGAGAGAAAACAGCUCGUCCAUUUCCACGUCUCCAGGGCUUUUGGCUGCUUUUGCAUACAAAGAUCAUAUAGCGGUCACACUGACGGCUACCAACCUCUUCAAGUAACAAUAUCAUAAGUUUCUAGUUUCAUUUUUACUUCUUUUCAGCCGCUCGUUGUAUUGUCGUUAUUACGAUUGCCGGCAGAAAGAAAUGGUGCGUCAACGCGCGUCGUUCGUCUUUCCCGAGUCGACAGUUUACUGCCCGAGAAGAGCCGGAGCAAAGUUCAUCUCGCUGACCGAGAGCAUUGAGGACACGGCCGAAUACCCGGUCCCAAUUGUGAAGCGACUAACUCCCACGCACUUUUUCACAGUUUGCCUCUCCGUCUCGUUGAACGACUCCAACGCUCUUCAACUGGCACAGUUCAUAGAGCAUCAUAAACUUCAAGGAGCAAGCUUCUUUCACAUUUAUGUAAGAGGCUCGCGUGCCUACAACAGAGCGAUUCUGGACGACUAUGAACGGACGGGCGAUGUGAAAGUCAUUCUGCUUCGGAAUGAGGAGAACUUUGAAAGGGACGAGGUGUGGACUAACGACUGCCAUCAUCGCAACAAGUAUUUCGCCAAGUGGACCGCCUUUUUGCACCUAGAAGAUCGGUUGGAAAUGCGAAAUGAGAAGAGUACAGUUGUCGCCUAUUUGGAGUAAGUUCCUAGAGAAUCUGAUCAGAAAACAUUGAGUUUUUGAGUGAGGUUCCCGGUCCCAAGGCUAGUGUCUUGAGAUGGAAGAACUCUAAUAGCACUUCACGAUUGGUCGUUCGUCCGGAGCGAGUGAGUUUGGGCACUUUCCACGUGGCAAAUACAAAAUUUCAGGUGAUCGCCAUGAACCACGAACCUAUUGAUGUGUACGUGGGCGAGCGGAUGACAAAAGUCGAUGACUCUGUCGGAGUUUUGAGGUCCACCUACCCGAGCAUUUUAUCACUCUCAAUGACCAACAAUGAGGAGCAUUUGACUGAUCCAGUCGCUGGAAAUGUACUCAACAUCCUUUUUCUUGUACAACUUCUGCAAACCUCUGAAUUUCAGGUUUUAUCCCGCACAAACUGGGUGUACACAACUGUAGACGUGUCGUGUGCGAAGAAACAAGACGCCAAUCGGAAGAUGGGCAGGAGUGCCACGUGUACAUCAAAAAUUCUCAUGUAG
Messenger RNA from Caenorhabditis sp. 36 PRJEB53466, 1431 nucleotides. NCBI's taxonomy places the organism in Eukaryota, Metazoa, Nematoda, Chromadorea, Rhabditida, Rhabditidae. The record is from the annotation of a GenBank genome assembly.